UAAGGCGUGUAAGAAUUACCCACACAGAUGUACGAGCCUCUUAUCAAUCGUGUGUUACAGCAGAUAAUAGACAUAAUAUCUGACAUCGCGUUGUUGAAAAUCUCUGUUAUCACUGAGAUAACUUUUGCGAAUCUUUUCAAAACAUUGUGUUUUAAGUGUGAAAAAAUGUCUACAAAGCGAAUGAUAUUAGAGGGAAACAUCAAGGCGUUCACGAAAGCAGAUGUGUUCCUUACUCCUCCACCGCGAGAUUUAGAGGAACAGUUUUAUAUUCUGCUCACUCCCGGCGCUAUUGAAUUUUUAGUUCGUUUGAUCACAAGAUUUGAGAAUGACAUUGAUCGCUUAUAUACGGAACGACUUGGUCGAAAAUAUGAAUUACAACGUACAAGACAGCUGCCACAGUUUCCAGCCUUUUCGGAUGUUGCGCGAGCAGAAUGGAAAGUAACGAAUGUUUCCGAACGGUUGCGUAACCGACAUCUAGACUUGGCCGAUGUCAGUCCAUCUGAUUUGGAGCACUUCUCCGGCGCUUUACGCGCAGAUGUACAAGGAAUUCAAGUCGACUUCGACGACGGUCAUUGCCCGACUUGGCGAAAUCAAAUUACCGGCCUAUACAAUGUUUAUCGAGCGAUGCGUGGUCAUUUGCCGAACGUGCCACAUAUAUCGAAAGGGCCGAUUCUUAUGUUCCGUCCCAGAGCGUGGAACAUGAUGGAGCACAAUAUGAGCGUCAAUGGAAAAGAAGUACCAGGACCUUUGUUUGAUUUCGCGCUUUUAAUUUAUCAUCACGCUCACGAUUUGUUACGACACGAGGUAGGACCGUGUUUCUACUUGUCGAAACUGGAGGAUGCAAGCGAAGCGAUGCUAUGGAACAAUAUUUUUACAUGGAGCGAGCAGAUACUUGAGAUACCUUACGGUACAAUCAAGGCUUGCGUUUUGAUCGAGAACAUUCUUGCUGUUUUUCAAAUGGAGCUUAUCCUGUAUGCGUUGAGAGACCAUUCACUUGGCUUGAAUUGUGGGAUUUGGGACUAUUCUGCGUCGAUAAUAAGCAAAUUAGGUGCUAACAAGAAUUAUCUUAUUCCUGAUAGGGAAAAAUACGUUAAUAUGAGUAAAUGCUUCUUGAAAAAUUAUAUGAAGUUGGUUAUAUGGAUUUGUCACAAGAGAGGCACGUACGCUACAGGUGGGAUGGUAGCGGAAAUCUUACCAUCUGAAGAUCAGAACACUUCCUCGGCUAUAGUACACAAAGUGUAUCGUUCCAAGUUGACAGAAAUUCAAAUGGGUAUCGACGGUUUCCUAGUAUACGACUUAAAAUUAGUACCUCAUAUCAACAAACUAUGGAGCGAUUAUGGGGAAUCCACUUCGCAAAACGCGGUCGGUUGUACCUUAACCGUGCAUCCUGAAAUUUCUGUCGCGGACUUACUAACGUUACCGGUGGGAGGAGUAACAACAAAAGGUCUAAUGCACAAUAUAUCCGUAGGAAUACUUUUCAUCUUUAAUUGGUUAAACGGUAAGGGUCAUUUCAUCUACAAAGGCUUCGUGGAAGACUCUGCAACAGCAGAGAUCUCUCGAUCUCAGAUCUGGCAGUGGAUCAGACACGGAGCGCAACUAGAAGAUCCGCAUGGAGCUGGUGAAAUUAUCACUAGACGAUCCAUUCUUGAAUGCGCGUCUCAUACACUCGCCGAAAUAAUGGAACGAUAUGCUAAAGAUGAUGCAGCUAGAGAAAACAUACUUGUGGCAUUUAAUCUAUUCAUGGAACUUAUCAACCAUAGAAACUUUCCCGAGUUCAUUACAUCAUAUCUCAACAAUGAGCACACUUUUAGAAAUAUUCAUGCCAAAUUAUAAUAUAUACCUUUGUACUUAUUUACACAUUUUUUAUCAAAUAUAUGGCUUUACAUAAUA
Messenger RNA from Odontomachus brunneus, 1890 nucleotides. RefSeq names its product malate synthase-like. The transcript has 2 exons. The record is from RefSeq and is a predicted model, not a curated record. Gene Ontology annotation, cellular component: cytoplasm. Lineage: Eukaryota; Metazoa; Arthropoda; Insecta; Hymenoptera; Formicidae. Gene Ontology annotation, molecular function: malate synthase activity. Gene Ontology annotation, biological process: glyoxylate cycle. Bases 28 to 1833 code for a protein of 601 amino acids.